CCACGCUGUCUGAGUCCACUGGCAGGUCGUCAUCCAGCCACUUCCUCUCAGCAGAGAGAUCAUAGAGCACUGUGAGGCAGCUCAUAGCAGCUUGAGAAAAAGAUCAGUUUGGCUUCUAGAAACAGCCAUGGAUGCGCUGAUAACAGGGGUGGUCGUGCUCUUCUCUCUUUUUAUGCCCGUUCGUUGUUCAGAUGGUUUUUUCACUGAUCCGGUAAUCUGCUACUUUUUGGAUGCGUUCCUGAUGGUCUACUGUAUCGCAGUAACGGCACUGUUCUUCAGAGAAAAAUUCUCCAAAAUGAAGUUUGCUCCACCUGAGUCUGAGGAUAAAGGGGGCAUUUAUCAGGAACUUGAGAGGCCAGAUGCUGAUCCUUAUCAACAGAUUCAUCCAAAAAAAGCAAAGAAAAAAACUGACAAGAAGCGACCAAAGGGCAACCCUGAAAGAUCAGCACCCGUAUAAAUCCGUCCCUUCGACCUGCCCGGUCUCCUUAGGAAUGUACUCAACAUCUCCAGAGACAGUGAAGCGAACCGCAACUGAGAUUAUUGGAUGAAUCUUGCCAGUUUUACUUUAAGUUUUAAGUACUCUUUCCUUUUCUCCUUGCUUUAAUGUAACCUAUUAACACUUUCCAUUUAAUUUGCUGGUAGGAUGUCUAACAGACAUAACGGGCUUUAAAGCAGCCAAGAGCAGAUAUGUACAUAGGCUGUAUGAAACAAGAACCCAAGUUUCAUUGACCUGCAUAAAUCAGACAAAAUUUUUCCUUUUUUGGGUCAGUUAGUAAUAACUGAAUUAUUUGUUUGCUUAAAAUGGCAAUAUUUUUAUAUACAUCUCCUUAUAUGGAAUGCAGAAAUCUAUUUUAACUGUUUAUUGGCUUGUUGUUUAUUUAACCUGCAAUCAUUCUGCAACUAUAUGAAUUACUUUCAAUAAAAUGAAUUAUGGCGAUUUGUACCUUUAGAAGGGUAAUGAACUGUAUGCAGCAAAACACAUGUCAAAACACUUGGAAAACAGUUUUAAUGAUGUUUACAACAAAAAAAGAACUGUACAUUUACAGUAAAAGAUUAUCUUUGUAUGUGUAUAAAAACAAAAAUACAGCAGACAAAUGCAUCAAAUUCUA
This is a messenger RNA of Cyprinodon tularosa, 1109 nucleotides long. Its product is annotated as T-cell surface glycoprotein CD3 zeta chain-like. Lineage: Eukaryota; Metazoa; Chordata; Actinopteri; Cyprinodontiformes; Cyprinodontidae. The record is from RefSeq and is a predicted model, not a curated record. The transcript has 7 exons. The coding region runs from base 128 to 457 and encodes 109 amino acids.